CCAUGGCAAUAUAGCAUGCUUUAUAUAGCUCUAAAUUUUAAUUCUUGUUUUUUUUUAACAUCCAAACACAAAUCUAAAUUGCAAACAUGUUAAGCAGGGCAUCUUACUCUCAUCAUCAUCUCCCCUCCAUUGCAAUAUCAUCAUUCUCACUCUCAAUUUUCCCACUUUCUUCUUCUAAAAACCCUAAAAAACUUCAAUUCAAAAGCAUCAAUUUCACUACUACUUCAUCAAUUUCCUCGACUUUAUUCAAUUCUUCAAAGUUUUUUUCCCGCAUUUCCUCAAGUCUUUCUGUUCCUUCACCUCUCGGUUGGUUCAACUCUAACCUAACAAUGAUGGGUCCUUCUUCUUUCAAAGCAUUUAGUUCUGGAAGUUACUCCACUGGUGAUAGGGAAAUAUUGGUGCAGCACUUGCUUGUUAAAGAAAAUGACCUGAAUCUUCUAGUGGAACUUCAGAAAAGGAUUGCAGGAGGGGAGGAUUUGAGUGGUCUUGCUGUGGAAUACUCUAUUUGCCCGUCAAAAGAAGAUGGUGGCGUUCUUGGUUGGGUCCGAAGAGGACAAAUGGUACCAGAAUUUGAAGAGGCUGCAUUUUCUGCACCACUGGACGCAAUUGUUAGAUGUAAAACAAAAUUUGGAUGGCACUUGCUGCAAGUCUUAUCUGAGAGGGAACAAUUGUUGCUUGGUGAAAUUCAACCUGGUGAGCUGCAUGAGAGAUUGCACGAUCCCAGUUUUACAGAAGAGGCACAGCUGAUUGAUGUUCGAGAGCCAGAGGAAGUUGCUAGAGCAUCUUUACCAGGUUUUCAAGUUCUUCCUCUUCAGCAGUUUGGAAGCUGGGGACCAGAGAUAACGACCAAGUUUGAUCCUGAAAAAGAUACUUAUGUUAUGUGCCACCAUGGAGUGCGGUCAUUGCAGGUUGCUAGAUGGUUGCAGACACAGGGAUUCAAGAAAGUGUUCAAUGUAGCUGGUGGUAUUCAUGCUUAUGCUGUGAAUGUUGAUCCUUCAGUUCCAACUUAUUAGGAAACUAAGAAGUAGCAGUAGCACAACCAAAGGAUUAUCCAGGAUUUAGUUUUCGACUUGCACAUCUGCUCGCCUAGCAUGCUAAGUUAGUGUGUCGACCGAGCUCCAUUUUUAUGGAGCUGAAAUUGUUGGUGGAAUUUUUUUGGCCUCCCUUUUGCUUUAUCUAGCCAUUGGUAUAGUGUAGUGUCAUGAAAUUGUAUGAUGACAUUGGAGAUAUGCAUAUAUAAUAUAUAAUAUAUAUAUAUAUA
Messenger RNA from Amaranthus tricolor (Joseph's coat), 1261 nucleotides. Its product is annotated as rhodanese-like/PpiC domain-containing protein 12, chloroplastic. Lineage: Eukaryota; Viridiplantae; Streptophyta; Magnoliopsida; Caryophyllales; Amaranthaceae. The transcript has 8 exons. Gene Ontology annotation, molecular function: peptidyl-prolyl cis-trans isomerase activity. The record is from RefSeq and is a predicted model, not a curated record. The coding region runs from base 87 to 1013 and encodes 308 amino acids.